Messenger RNA from Rodentolepis nana, 558 nucleotides. NCBI's taxonomy places the organism in Eukaryota, Metazoa, Platyhelminthes, Cestoda, Cyclophyllidea, Hymenolepididae. The record is from the annotation of a GenBank genome assembly.
AUGAUGACUGAAUAUAUACUGAAAUUAGUGACAGCUUACUUGAGUAGCCGUAUCAAUGGCAGGAUCGGGAUAAAGCAUGAGAGCAUAUUUAUACACACGAGACUUUUCCAGGAGAAGAUAAUCCGAGGUGUCAUUCACACUGUCGGCACACAGUUUGAAAAUCCAUUGGCGCUCCACGCGGAAAUCCUUAUGAACAGAGAAGGCCACUCGAAUAAAAUCUGGGGCAGUAUUCAAAUCAAUCGCAGGCUUUGCCAAGAAUUUGUUCCAAAUCACCUCGUACAUUCUAUGCUGAGGUUUAGUGAUCAUCAUCAGUGAAUUGAUGAAGAAGUUUGCAUGAACUCGCGUUAGCCUGAACGAAGAAUCGGCUAACGACCCAAAGAGGAGCCUACUGCGUACCCCACCACCCAAUUCAUUUGGGAUCGUACUCAAACUGUACCGGAGGGUAUCCAACAUGAAGUUUAUCUGAACGCGCUCGGGAAAUUGUUUCAUAGCAGCUACAGAGGGAGGAAGAGAGGCCACUCUAGUCGGCUUCCAUGCCUCCGAGAGCCGCUUAAAUAA